Molecule: messenger RNA, 156 nt
Organism: Racocetra persica
Lineage: Eukaryota; Fungi; Glomeromycota; Glomeromycetes; Diversisporales; Gigasporaceae
Source: the annotation of a GenBank genome assembly
AUGGAAUCUUUGCCAGUAAACACCUUUGAGGGAGUUUCUGAAAAACAGUUCUUAGACAAUAAUAUCUUGAGAUAUUCUACUAUUCAAUUUCUUUCAAAAGGAUCAGAAGGGACAAUGCGACGUGUUGUCAAUCUAAAUAGAGUGCAAAAUAAAUCA